Lepus europaeus (European hare) is the source of this 3204-nucleotide messenger RNA. It is a transcript of the gene ORC1, whose product is annotated as origin recognition complex subunit 1. Bases 269 to 2866 code for a protein of 865 amino acids. Gene Ontology annotation, biological process: mitotic DNA replication checkpoint signaling; DNA replication initiation. Gene Ontology annotation, molecular function: DNA replication origin binding; ATP hydrolysis activity; chromatin binding. The record is from RefSeq and is a predicted model, not a curated record. Gene Ontology annotation, cellular component: nuclear origin of replication recognition complex. The transcript has 18 exons. Lineage: Eukaryota; Metazoa; Chordata; Mammalia; Lagomorpha; Leporidae.
CUCCACAUUCCUUCUAUUCCUACCCGAGCGGUAGGUUUGGCUCUCGCGUGCGACCGGUGGCUGUGAAAGGAGGAUCGCAGCUGUGGAAAGUCAGAGAGUUGCUGCAGCCCCCGGAGCUCCCGAAGCAGGAGCGGAGGGAAGCGAACGGCUUGCGGUUCGAGCGAGAAGUGUUGGCGCCCGCUAUUCAAGGACUUGUCAGCUGCAAAGAAAAAUCCUUCUGACUGCCAGAGCAGUACAGGUCAGCAAUACUGUCAUUUUUUCAUGACCCAUGGCAUAUUACCUUACAAGGCUGAAGACCAGACAAACUUACUCAUGGGUUGGCAAGCCAUUAUUGGAUCAAAAACUGCACUACCAAACCUACAAGGAAAUAUGUGUGAAAAUAGAUGGCUGUUCUGACGUUCAUAUCCAGGUUGGACAGUUUGUGUUGAUUGAAGGGGAUGAUGAAGAAAAUCCAUAUGUUGCUAAAUUGAUUGAGUUGUUUGAAGAUGAUGAUGAACCUCGUUCUAAGAAACGUGCUCGAGUACAGUGGUUUGUCCGAUUCUGCGAAAUUCCUGUCUAUAAGCGGCAUUUGUUGGGCCGGAAGCCUGCUGAACAGGAGCUCUUCUGGUACGAUUACCCUGCGUGUGACAGCAACAUUAGUGCCGAGACCAUCAUUGGCCCUGUACAGGUAGUAGCUUUAGCCCCAGAUGAAGUAUUACCUAUGGAUCUGAAAAAUGAGAAGACAUUCUUUGUGAAACUAUCCUGGAAUGAAAAGUCAUUCAAACCACUGUCCCCUGAACUGUUUGCGGAGUUGGACAAACCAAAAGAAGGCAGCCCCAAGUGCCAAAAGCCCAUGGAAGCGAAGACUAAGGGUGUAGAAAGCCCUUCUUCAGCCACAACAGAACAGGUGGUCAAGAGGAUUGAAUUAAGACACUCGGCUUCUAAAUCCCGCCAGACUCCACGUCCUGUCACGCCCACCGCUAGGAAGAGGCUGGAGCUUGGCAGUGUCCCUGGGAUGGCUAACACUAGGAAUUCCCAGCAGCCUUCCUGCGAUUCCUUGGGUUCUCCAGGAAGAACUAAAAAGAAAAUGGCCUCCUCUGAGGUCACCUUGCCUUCUAAGAGGUCUCACCCUGACAGAAUGGACACCUCGUCUCCAACUCUGAGAGGCCCACAGAAAACUGGAAAGGUUCAACUCAUUUGUACCCAGGGUGAGAAUAACAAGGCUUCAUAUGAACGCCACAGAAACCUGAGGACCCGAGUCCCACCUUUGAGAAGCACAGAGAUCAGUGACAAGAGAACACUUUGCCCUAUCGGCGGUGGACAGAAAUCCUCCACGGUGCCUUCUGUGAUUCUGAAACCAGAAACCAUCAAAAAAAGGGAGGCAAAAGAACCAGAAGCCCAGAAUGAAGCUUCCUCCACUUCCCAUCGUGUUCGCAGAAGGAGUUCUCUCUUGACUUUGAAUCGGAUUAGGCAGCAGCUUCGGUUUCUAGAUAAUGGUAAAUGUGACCAAGAAGAGGAAGAGUUCCUGCCAACAGCAGAGAUUUCUGUGUCCAGCAGUGACAGUGAGCAGGAAGAGGUUGCCACACCACCCCUUAGACGGAGAGCACCUAGAAGUGUGUCCAGGAACCUACGAUCUACCUUGAAGUUGUCCUUAGAGACUCCCUCCAAAACACCACAGAAAACACCCAAGCCUAGAACGCCAUUCCGUGCUACCCCUCAGAUCCGCAGCCGCAAGCUGGCCGCCCAGGAGCCAUCCAACGUGCUGGAAGAAGCCCGGCUGAGGCUGCAUGUUUCCACUGUACCUGAGUCUCUGCCCUGUCGGGAGCAGGAAUUCCAAGACAUCUACAGCUUUGUGGAGAGCAAACUCCUCGACCAUACUGGAGGGUGCAUGUACAUCUCUGGGGUCCCUGGGACAGGAAAGACUGCCACUGUGCACGAGGUGAUACGCGGCCUGCAGCGGGCAGCUCUCACAAAUGAUGUUCCUCCGUUUCAAUACGUUGAGGUCAAUGGCAUGAAGCUGACAGAGCCCCACCAGGUGUACGUACAAAUCUUGGAGAAGCUGACAGGCCAAAAGGCAACAGCUAACCAUGCGGCAGAGCUGCUGGCAAAGCGAUUCCGCACCCAAGGGUCCUCUCGGGAAACCACCGUCUUGCUUGUGGAUGAGCUUGACCUUCUGUGGACUCAGAAGCAGGACGUAAUGUACAAUCUGUUUGACUGGCCCACCCACAAGGAGGCCCGACUUGUGGUCCUGACCAUUGCCAACACAAUGGACCUCCCAGAGCGCAUCAUGAUGAACCGGGUGUCCAGCCGACUGGGUCUGACCCGAAUGUCCUUCCAGCCCUACACUCACAGCCAGCUGCAGCAGAUCCUCACGUCUCGACUCAAGCAUUUGAAGGCCUUUGAGGAUGAUGCCAUCCAGCUGGUAGCCAGGAAGGUGGCAGCACUCUCUGGCGAUGCACGGCGCUGCCUGGACAUUUGCAGACGGGCCACAGAGAUCUGUGAGUUCUCCCAGCAGAAGCCCGGCUCCCCUGGCCUGGUCACUGUGGCCCACUUAAUGGAGGCUCUGGAUGAGAUGUUUUCUUCAUCGUACAUCACUGCCAUCAGAAAUUCCUCGGUCCUGGAACAGGGCUUCCUGAGAGCCAUCCUUGCAGAGUUCCGUCGCUCAGGACUGGAGGAGGCAACAUUUCAACAGAUAUACAGUCAGCAUGUGGCCCUGUGCAGAAUGGAGGGACUGCCAUACCCCACCAUGUCGGAAACCAUGGCUGUGUGUUCUCGCCUUGGCUCCUGUCGCCUCCUCCUCAUGGAGUCCAGCAGAAAUGACCUGCUUCUCCGUGUGCGGCUCAAUGUGAGCCAGGAUGAUGUGCUGUAUGCACUGAAAGAAGAGUGAGGGUGCUUUAGAGCAAGGACUAUGGUCUGCCGGUUCUUAAAGUACUUCGUUUCUGGGGCCAGCAUGGUGGUGCGGCAGGUUAAGCUGCCACUGCAAUGCUAGCGUCCUGUAUUGGAGUGCCAGUUCAAAUCCAAGCUGCUGUGCUCUGCUUGGGUUCCUGCCACCCAUGUGGGAAACAACCUGGGUGGGGUUCCAGACUCCUGGUUUCAGCCUGGCCCAGAAAUGGACAUUCUGCUAUUUCGAGAGUGAACCAGCAGAUGGAAGAUCUCUUUAUCUAACUGCCUUUCACAUAAAUAAAAUUUUAAAAAAUUUUUUAAAGAACUUUGUUUUCUUUUUCU